AUGGUGCACUCCCGACCUCAGGUCGCUACUCUAUGGAGCCCUGUGAGGUGUCAUGCACCGCGUCGCUCACUCUAUGAAUCCGCAUAUGCACCCAACAAAUUCGAUCAUGAACACUUCUACCAGCAUAGCACUGGCCGCUGGCUCUGGGAUGAGAAGAAACAGCUAGCGGAGAGCUAUAGACACUUCGAUAUCCCUGCUCUCAAGGAGAUCGCGGCGCAAAGCGUUGGUGCGAAACGGUGCAUUUCGAUGGGCAAGAUUGCAGAAGGUCAUUCAAGCAGGGUCUUUCGAUUGAGGAUGGAUAACGGGAAAUACGCGUUUGCGAGGAUCCUGUAUGCGAAUCUUGAUCCGGAGUGCGCGGCUAGGGCGAUCAAUUCCGAGGUCGCGAGUAUGGAGUUUGCUAGAACGGUGCUUGGGGUGCCGACACCGAGGGUCUUGGACUGGAGCGGUACUCAGGAGAAUGCGGUGGGGGCUGAGUAUGUUCUUAUGGAAGCAGCGACGGGAACGCCGCUCUGGAGGCUUUGGCCGAAGAUGGAUGUAAAGAGCAAAUUGAGCGUUGUUGCUGAACUCAUCGAGGUGGAGAAGAAGUUUCUCUCCGUGGCGUUCACGCGCUAUGGGAAUCUGUAUAUUGCACAAGAUGCCUUUCCUGGCUGCGAGAAAGCUGAAGUAAAGGGACAAGUGGCGCAAUUGAUUAAAGACGAAGUCUCCAGAAGAUUUGUGAUCGGUCCGGUGGCAGCGCGGAGUUUUUGGCAUCACGAGCGCGCAUGCAUGGAGAUUGAUCGGGGUCCUUGGAAAUCUCCACAGGACUAUCUUCGAGCCAUUGCUCGAAGGGAGAUUGCGUGGACAGUGCGCCAUGCAGAUCCGAAGACCCAGCGGAGCUUCUACAACGCACCUUUCACAAUGCCAGAACCUCCAAUGCAGCGAGACAUCAGCAAACACAUUGCUCACUACCUCAAGCUCCAAGAUCUUUCCGAGACCCUACUACCCGAAGGAGAAAAAAGCCGCGCCACACUUUGGCACCCGAACCUCCGGACAGCAAACAUAUUCGUGAAAGACAACAAGAUCACCGGCAUUAUCGACUGGAACGAUGUCUGGGUUGGGCCGUUAUUUCUGCAAGCAGAGUCUCCCUCGCUGGUAACUCAUGUGGGCGAGAUGAAGCUAAAACUUCCGGAUGAAAACGAGACGAUGGAUGAGGUGGACCAGGGGUUUGCGCGCCGCCAGGUCGACGGGAGUAUGGUAGCCCAAGCGUACCGCGAGAUGCUUAGGAAACAGAGUCCGUUCUUAAGCUGCGUGCGCAACGUUCCGCACGCAAAGAACACCCAGCUAGUUAUACACUUAGCGCAGAAUACGUGGCACGGCGAUGUCGUGCUUCUAAGGCAGGUGUUGAUUCGCGUCGCAAGGCAUUGGGGCGAUAUGCGCCCGGACAUCCCCUGUCCCAUAUCUUUCACCGAUGCGGAAUUGGAAGAGCUCCAACCCUACGCCGAGGGCUGGAACCAUACCGCAGACAUUUAUGAGGCGUUCCAUACGUUCAUGGGCGUACAUAGGGAUGGGUGGAUCGAGGAGAGGAAUUAUGAGGUCGCGGUUGAAUACUUGAAGGAGAUUAUUGAGAAGAUAGAUUAUGGGGAGGAGGAUACGCCUGAGGAGAGGGAGGAUUUCAUGGCGAAGUUGGGAAGGGUGGGCGGGGAAUGA
Messenger RNA from Didymosphaeria variabile, 1686 nucleotides. RefSeq names its product Phosphotransferase enzyme. The record is from RefSeq and is a predicted model, not a curated record. The transcript is spliced from 5 exons. Bases 1 to 1686 code for a protein of 561 amino acids. Lineage: Eukaryota; Fungi; Ascomycota; Dothideomycetes; Pleosporales; Didymosphaeriaceae. Gene Ontology annotation, cellular component: mitochondrion.